AUGUCUUCGAAUAUUGAUUGUGGCAGUACAAUGGACUCUUUUGAAAUUUCUAUGAAACUUUCGGACUCUAUUUACAAUGAAGAAGAUAACCAAUUUAGAAUGGAGGAGGACGUAAUUCCAGAUUAUGUUUUCCCCCAGGAAAGUGAGAAUAAUUACAACGAAAUAACUGGUUCAGAUAAUUUAUACAACCAGAACUAUUAUGAAAAUAGCAACUAUAUCGAUGAUGUAAAUAUGACUUACUUGAAUUCAAAUUUCAAUGAAGGCAAUAAUACCAAAAUUUCUACCAAAAAGAAGCGUUCAAGCUUGUCAAGUAAUGUGAGUGAGGGAGGAGGGUUUAAGCUUAGACAUGAGUUAACAUCCGAAGAUAAUAUUCCAGAAGAGGUAACAUUAAGCGGAGACUACGGUAUAACUUAUAGAUAUAUUGCGGAGUUUUCUAUUUAUAACAACAAACUUUCUAGGAUGAUGCCAUUGGACUGUUUACCAAACAAAUUUGAAAGUAUCUACUUUAUGAAUGAGGAGGGAACCCUUGAUUCUUUUGUAAAAGUAGGAGAUUCCGAAAUAAAUGGUGGUUUAAAUGAGGUAGGCACGGAAAAACCAGCUGAAGAUCAGAGUUGUGAAGAACUUACUCUUAUUGGCACUUUAAUCCCAUAUGAAUACAUUCUCAACUACGAGAAAGAAAAGACUACAAUUCUUAAAGACAAUUUUAGGAAGUUACAGAGAGUCCGUCAAAAGGGUGGAGGAAGUUACAAACCAAAGAAGAUUAAGGAAAUACCAAAAUCCAUUUUAAAGCAGUCAGAAUUAAAGACCUUCCAAAUUACUUGCAGAAUCCAUUCUUGGACUAUUGAGUUUGGAGGUAAUUUAUUCGAUACCCCGUAUAUUUGGGUUAAUAGUAUGUCUGAAAAUGGAAGUUCAAAAACAUGUUAUAGGUUAUGCUGGCCAGCAAGUAAAUAUGCAAAAUUGUUUUCGUCUGCGAAAAUUAAAUUUGAAGUUAUUUCAAGAUUGAUAAAGACUUUAACUUCCCCUAAUUCAAAUAGAAUAGGAUACAAGACCUUCCUUGACCAAGUUACUGGAAAGGUUGUUGAAAAGUCUGCAAAGUCUAUCCCUAAACAACCAACUGAAGAGCAGGAUUCUGAACAGAUUCCUGAAAUUAACUCGGACCCAGCUAGCGAAACAUCAAGUCCAUCUAAGAAGGCUAAUAAAGAUGCCAACCUUGUUAGUGAUCAACCUACAACUACAUGGGGAGAACCCGUAUUUGUAGUAGGAUUAUCUGAGAAAGAAGUUUUAUUAAUGUUUCCCUUUAUAGAGUUUUACUUACAAAGUUACUCUAAAAAGUACAAUUUAUCAAAAACUUUGGGACAUCAGAUAAUUACUUCAAUGAAGAACAAGCUUACAAAGAUGAUUUUGAGUGAGGAUUCUACUUUAGAUGAGAACUAUAUUAGUUCGAAUAUUAAUAGUUUGUUGCAAAAUAAUGAACUUUCAGAAAAGAUUUUCAGUAAUAAUAAAUUACAGUCUAGUUCAGGAGCUAGUACAACAACCAAUGUUAAUCCAAAAAAAAGACGAAGCUCUACAAAUAAAAGCGAAGAUUUUCUCAAAUUUACUCUAGUUAAGUUCAGAAAUUUCACAGAAAGCUUUGGGACUUGUCAGAAAAUACUCAAGAUUUCAGAUUUCUGUAAUUCGUUUGGAGACUUCCUGGAAUUACCUAUUUAUUCAAGCUCAUUACUUAGUAUUCAAUCAUUCCAAUCAAAAAGCUUUGUUUUGGAGAAGUCCAGAUGUAUUUCAUUGGAAAUUUUAAAUCAGAUAUAUUUCGAAUUUAACAAAGUUAUUGGAAAACUAAAAGAAGAAAAAGCUUCCGGCCUGAUUAGUCAGCAAGGGAUUUGUAGUCUGAUUGAAGUGAUUCAAGUUUUUCCUCAAAGCACAUUAUUUUCAACAAUAAAAAGUCUUGUUAAUGCUAUUUCUGAGAGAGUUUUUAAUACUAAAAAAAAUAAUCCGGAUGAUUCUAACCAAGUAGGAAAGAUUAAUUCAAGCAUCAAGAGAAGUUACUCUUCAAUUAGAAAUGAUUCAGAACAUUCCGAUUCAGAAAAUGAUUCCAAGAAUAAUGAAUCCAAGCUCAAGUUUUUAGAUAAUUUUAAUGUUUCAAGAUCAGUUAUAGAUAGUGUUUCUUGGCCCGUGGUCCUAGACAAAAUCCUUGCAAAGAUGAAUGAAUCCAGUAUAAGUGAUUUCGGCGAUUACUUGGAUGAAAAUUCUUUUGAUGAUUAUAAUAAUGGUGAAAACCUAUUGGUAGAUGAGACUAAAGUGGAAGUUAAUGGUAUUACAGCAGAUCAAAAUUCACCAACACAAUUAAAAAAACAAGAAAAAAACAAUUAUUGUACUUUAGAUAGUGAAUCAUUCUUUGAAAUAUUGAAUUGGUCUAUUGAUACUCUUGGAGAUGGAAAGAUAGGAAAAGAAUUUUUUGAAAAUGUAUAUAACAGUCAAAAGAAAAAGAACAAUAUUGGAAGAAAUGAUCAUUUUAUAGGGGUUGACCGAUUUUCUAACAAAUACUUUUUGUUUAAUAAUGUAAAUACUCAAAAUACCUUAAAUAAAUCGGUUUUGAUUGUUCCAAGUUGCAUGGAUAGUCUUAAUAACAAUUUCAUCAGUCAUCCAACUCCAUGUAAUAAUCCUUUAUGUACUUUAUCAAUUGAAGGAAACUCCCCUUAUAAUCUUACUUCUACUCCAGAGAUUGCCGAGAUUCACAACUUUCUGAAAUUGAAAACAUUGGGAACAAAUUCAUCUUCUAAAUCUAUAAUUAAGUCUUCUGAGCCUAACUAUAAGUUUGUGAGUAAGAAGAAGGAAAUAGAAAGCUUAAUCAAUUCUCUUUGUGAAGAUCACUUUUGUGAAUUUCAGUUAAAGUUGAAAUUAAAAAGUACAUUCCACGGAAAAGAGUUAGAGCAUGAAAUAUUCAAUACUACCAAGUAUGUGCAGGAAUCUAUUGGACAGAAUAAACCAGUUUUUGUUCCUUUUAACAUAUCAUUGAUCAAAAUGGAUUUGGAAAAGCAAUUCUUUUACUUUUCAGCACUCAACAUAAUAAAAGAAAUUUCAAUGAUUUAUCUUAAAAUCACAUUUCCUAUGAUUGUUUGUGUUCUGAAUGAUAGUCAAACUCAUUUUUCUAUUUUAGACAAAAUGUUCGAUUUAUCCACACAGGUAUUUGACCAAUUUAUUAAAGGAGUGGAUGUUACUUACUACUCGUCUCAAGAAACUUUCAAGAAAAUAACUAUUUUAAUCAAGACAGUUUGCGAAACCACAAUGGAUUCCCUACACAUUUUUGGUGUACAAAUUGACAAGCAGAUCUCUCAGAAUUAUUCUAACUGGAUAAGAGAGUUGGAAGCUUUAGGUGGUAUUGAACCACCCGAGGAUGAAACUCACAUUCCUUUGGGAGACAUUAUUUCAUCAUCUUUCAAUAAAAGAAUCUCAGCAAUAGCAGUUUAUUUAAAAAUAUGGAUGCAAAGUAUUGUUCCUGAGGAUUUAAUCACUAUUUCUUCAGGAGGAAAUGUUGGUUCAAAUUCAAAUCAGGACUCAAUUCUGUCCCCAAGUAAUGGUUUUAUUUAUAGCAAAGAAGAAUUCAUAUCCAUAAUUGGCAAAAACUAUGAAAAACAGCUUGAGAGUCUUGAGAAGCAAAUUCCUAAGCAGAUGGAUCAGUUAUAUUAUUUCAAAUCUGGGCAUUUUCUGGUUAACCUUUGUUGGAUGAAUUCAAUUUUGACCAAGAAUAGGAAGGCUAAUACUGCAAUGCUUAAAUUAAUUGAGCAAUUUACCGAAAUCCCAGACCAUAUGGCAAAUAUAGAGAAAAUCAAAGUUAUGAAUAUCUGUUAUAAUGUAGGAAAUUUAAUUAACAAUCAACUUUCUGAUCUUAACUCUAACAACAUCCAAGAAGAAAGUGAAGUCACUAUUUCUCCGUUUAUUCUGAUUAAUUGUCAAGUUAAUUCUCGUCAAAACUCAUCCUGUGCAGAUGAAGUUGUUGAAUUGGUAGACAAAUUGAAAGAAAGCUUUGAAAACAUUCAACAAUUAAACAUUGAAUGUUUUUCGAGGAAGAGGACUUCAAAUCGAAUCAAAAAUAACAAUCUUUCUAACUCUUACAGAGAUGCUAUGAUUGCAGAUUCUACUUUUACUAUUGCUGAGUCCCGUGAGACAUUUAUUAAAAAGAAUUUAAAUUACGAUAAAGAAUCUCAAAAUGAGACUCGAUAUAUAUCUCUAAUUCUACCAUUAAAUUUGGGUGGGCAAAACAGUGGACUUCCUGCUGGGAGAUUAAGCCAUUUACAAAGAAGGAGCUUUGAAAUCUUUAAUUUCAAACCAACUACUCCCUUUUAUAUAAUUAAAGAGGAUGUUUUUAAAUCUUCCAUUAAAGAUAUCACAGAAAGAAACACUUUUAAGAUUAGUUACAAUCUUGGAGAAAAGUCACAUAAUGGAUAUAUCAGAAGAAUUAUCAUUGAGGAUUAUGACGUUUGGGAUUGCAUGAUAGUUGAAAGCGACGAUUCAAAGAAAAACAAAGACAGUGUCUUGGUUUGUUUAAACUUGUGGCAAAUAAUCCCUAAUUAA
This is a messenger RNA of Cryptosporidium ubiquitum, 4566 nucleotides long. RefSeq lists its product as uncharacterized. The coding region runs from base 1 to 4566 and encodes 1521 amino acids. The transcript has a single exon. Lineage: Eukaryota; Apicomplexa; Conoidasida; Eucoccidiorida; Cryptosporidiidae. The record is from RefSeq and is a predicted model, not a curated record.